AUGCGGUUCUCCUUGCCGCUUAUCAGCAUCCUCCUCCCCCUGACCCUGGCCCACCAGCAUCAAUCUCAACAACUCCUCCAAGCAAUCGAUGCAACAGGCCUAACCGUAAAUUCAAUCCCCUACUCCACCCGAGUACACUGGAUGCGUAAAGCAAACGAAGCGCUUUCCCUUCUUUCCUCUCCAUGUCCUUUUGCAGCUUUCGGCACUGUGAUAGUAAAUCAUACAGCUACUACUUCUGGUGAUUUGGGAGAAUUGGUUUGUAUAGGGAUUAAUGAGAAUUCAAAGACUGGAAAUCCUACUUUGCAUGGUGAAAUAGCAGCAAUAGCAAACUGCACAACCAUCCUCAAAGACCCCUCAGGUCCAUACAAUCUCACAGCUUCUCAAGCCCAAUCAGCUUUCUCCUCCCUAUCCCUCUACACAAAUGCAGAGAGUUGUCCCAUGUGUGCUUCUGCAAUCCGUUGGGCAGGCUUCAAAGAAUACAUCUACGGUACUUCCAUCGAUACACUUGUUGAACGUGGUUGGGGUCAGAUUCGUAUAUCGAGUUAUGAUGUCUUCAAGGAGUCCGGGGAUUUGCCGUCGAGGACGAAACUCAUCGCCGGCAUCUUGGCUAAUGAGACGGAUCCUUACUUUUUGUGGCAGUAUGAUGCGGCGUAUCCUUGUCCGAGAGGAUGUGGGAGGAAUAGUGAAGGGGCUGGGUGUACUGCUGUGUAG
Messenger RNA from Aureobasidium subglaciale EXF-2481, 711 nucleotides. RefSeq lists its product as uncharacterized. The transcript has 3 exons. Lineage: Eukaryota; Fungi; Ascomycota; Dothideomycetes; Dothideales; Saccotheciaceae. The record is from RefSeq and is a predicted model, not a curated record. Gene Ontology annotation, molecular function: guanosine deaminase activity. The coding region runs from base 1 to 711 and encodes 236 amino acids. Gene Ontology annotation, biological process: purine nucleoside catabolic process.